Messenger RNA from Blastomyces dermatitidis ER-3, 1218 nucleotides. RefSeq names its product geranylgeranyl pyrophosphate synthetase. The transcript is spliced from 3 exons. The coding region runs from base 1 to 1218 and encodes 405 amino acids. The record is from RefSeq and is a predicted model, not a curated record. NCBI's taxonomy places the organism in Eukaryota, Fungi, Ascomycota, Eurotiomycetes, Onygenales, Ajellomycetaceae. Gene Ontology annotation, molecular function: prenyltransferase activity. Gene Ontology annotation, biological process: isoprenoid biosynthetic process.
AUGAUGGAAUCUCUAGCUUCCCCCAACCCAAUCCCACCCCGUACCAGCUCUACGGGGGUUACAAAUGGCAACCUAGAAUCCGCCAUGAGCGGUAAUACCAACGGCUCGAGUUCUCGGAGCGCAGGUUUUAAACCACUCCCCGAGGCAGAGUGGGUUGCGCCCUUGGGAAAGAGGCGGACAUCCCAUCCUCACAAGUACUCAUCAGGACAUACUCGAAACCGAUCUAGCGUCGAUGGUACCAAAUACAAAGAUGGAACAUGGUCUCUAGAGAAAGAGAAGAUACUGCUAGGCCCUUAUGAUUACAUGGUCCAGCAGCCCGGCAAGGAUAUACGGAGACAGUUCAUUACUGCAUUUAACCGUUGGUUGCAUGUUCCUGAAGACAGUAUUGCGAUAAUCACCAAGGUUGUUGCCAUGCUGCAUACUGCUUCAUUACUCGUUGAUGACGUUGAAGAUUCGUCAAAUCUUCGAAGAGGAGUUCCAGUGGCUCAUAAUAUAUUUGGGACGGCUCAGACGAUAAAUUCUGCCAACUACGUCUACUUUCUGGCUCUGGAAGAGGUACAGAAACUUAAAAGCCCGAAUGUGAUAAAUAUCUACGCAACGGAACUGUUAAACUUGCACCGGGGCCAGGGCAUGGAUGUAUUCUGGAGGGACACCCUCACAUGCCCAACGGAGGAGGAUUAUUUGGAAAUGGUCGGCAAUAAAACAGGGGGACUUUUCAGACUUGCCAUUAAACUGAUGCAGGCGGAAAGCGACAGUGGAAUUGAUUGCGUCGCCCUCGUGAACCUCAUGGGCCUCAUCUUCCAAAUCUGCGACGACUAUCUCAACCUCUCCAAUUCAACAUACAGCAAAAACAAGGGACCCUGCGAAGACCUUACGGAAGGCAAAUUUUCCUUCCCCAUAAUCCACAGCAUCCGCUCCCAACCCGAUAACCUUCAACUUAUCAAUAUUCUGAAACAGAAGACGACUGAUGAGGAAGUCAAGCGAUACGCCGUCAAUUACAUGGAGAGCACGGGAAGUUUUGCCUAUACGCGCAAGACAGUCGUGCAGCUGCGAGACAAGGCUUUGCUCUUGAUUGAUGAGCUGGAGAAGUUGACCGACAUGACCCAAGGUGCUAGUCAGAAAGGAGAACGGAGUGGGGACAUGGUGCGGAGUAUCUUGCACAAAAUGGUUGCGACAACGGUGAACACCUGGCGUGAGGAGGCGGAAAGGGCUGAGUGA